AGAAGAAGCAGCCCGAGUAGCUGUUGCUCUCUGGUCAGUAGUAGUCCUCACCGUCUUCUUCCUUCCUCUUCUUCUCCCUCCGCUCGAAGCCCUAAGAAAAAAACUCUCCGCGAAUCUCUGCUGCGAUCUCCGCUGAACUAUUCCACCCUUCGCACCGUUUUUGACGGAAAAACUUGCAUAAGAGAAUUGUGGGUGUGUUCUAAAAGAAGAUGGACAAAGUUACUGGCAACAUGGAGGAAAAUCCAAAUCUACCGCAUCCUGUUCCAACCCCAAAUCUUCCUCCCGACACGAAGCCUGAAUGCGUGGAUUUUCCUAAAUACUCCAUAGUUGGCAGGCGUGGGAUAGGGAGUGCUGGCAGGCAAAUAAAUCUGCUCACCAACCACUUUAAAGUUUCUGUCAAUGUUCCAGAUGCAGUUUUUUACCAGUACAGUGUUUCUAUUACUUCAGAAGAUAAGAGAGCUGUCGAGGGAAAGGGAAUUGGGAGAAAGCUUAUUGACAAGCUAUACCAAACCUACUCUUCUGAACUUGCUGGUAAGAAAUUUGCUUAUGAUGGAGAAAAAACUUUGUAUACAGUGGGUCCCCUGCCACAGAACAAGCUCGAAUUCACUGUGGUUCUUGAAGAUUCUUUUGCAAAGAGGGAAAGUGAGAGCCUUGUUGGUGGUAAUGAUGGUGAGAGUUCGAAUGGUUCUACUAAACGGUCAAAACGCUCUUUCCAGUCAAAGACUUUUCAGGUAGAAAUAAGCUAUGCUGCAAAAGUACCCUUGAAGUCGAUCUUUCUUGGUUUAAAAGGAAUGGAUAAGGUUAAUAAUGGUCAGGAUGCUCUAAGAGUGCUUGAUAUAGUAUUGAGACAGACAGCGGCGAAAUGGGGAUGUCUUCUGGUAAGACAGUCAUUCUUCCAUGAUGAUUCAAGGAAUUUCACAGAUGUCGGAGAAGGUGUAGCUGGUGUUAAAGGUUUUCAUGCCAGCUUUCGUCCAACUCAGGGUGGUUUGUCCCUGAAUAUGGAUGUGUCUACAACAAUGAUCCUAAAACCAGGACCUGUGAUUGAAUUCCUUUUAACCAACCAGAAUGUGAAGGAACAUCGUUACAUUGACUGGGCUAAGGCCAAGAAGAUGCUGAAGAAUCUGAGGGUUAAGACUAGACACAGCAACAUGGAGUACAAAGUAGUUGGUCUUAGUGAUAAGCCAUGCAAUCAGCAAUUUUUCCCUAUGAAACUGAGAAAUAGGAAAGGCCCAGAUGACGAGGAGCAGACUGUGGAUAUUACUGUAUCUGAAUAUUUUAUUAAGCACCGUGGCAUAGAGCUUACAUUCUCUGCAUACUUGCCAUGCCUUAAUGUUGGCAAACCAAAGCGACCAAAUUACCUACCUCUGGAGCUUUGUUCGCUUGUUUCACUUCAACGCUAUACAAAAGCACUAUCAUCAAUGCAGAGAGCAUCUUUAGUUGAAAAGUCAAGGCAAAAGCCUCCGGAGAGGAUAAGAACUCUAGUUGAUGCUUUGAGAAACUACCGUUAUGAUGAGGAUCCUGUGCUUGCUGCAUGUGGUAUUUCCUUAGAAAAGCAAUUGAUCCAAAUCAAAGGCCGUGUUCUUGAAUCCCCAAAGCUAAAGGUGGGGAAUGGUAAUGAUUGCAUCCCUCGUAAUGGACGGUGGAACUACAAUCAAAAGACCCUUUUGCAACCUUCCAAGAUCGAACGUUGGGUUAUUGUCAACUUCUCUGCUCGUUGUGAUACUAGUCGCCUUUCACGUGAGUUCAUUGACUGCGGUCGGACUAAGGGCGUGCAAAUUGAUUGUCCGGUGGCUCUUAUUGAGGAAGAUUCACAGUUGCGACGGGAGAGUCCUCUUAGAAGGGUAGAAAGGAUGUUUGAAAAGAUUAGAGAGAAGUUAUCACGUCCACCUAAUCUCAUUCUGUGUGUUUUGGCGGAGCGGAAGAACUCUAAUAUCUAUGGGCCUUGGAAGAAGAUUUGUCUCAGUGACUUUGGUGUUGUCACGCAGUGCAUUAGCCCAUUUAAGAUAAAUGAUCAAUACCUUACAAAUGUGCUUCUUAAAGUCAAUUCAAAGCUCGGGGGAAUAAAUUCUUUGUUGGCAAUAGAGCACUCUUCAAGUGUCCCCAUAAUAAAGGAUACUCCUACAAUGAUUCUGGGUAUGGAUGUCUCUCAUGGUUCUCCUGGUCGAUCAGAUAUGCCAUCCAUCGCUGCGGUUGUUGGCUCUCGAUGUUGGCCAUUGAUUUCAAGAUAUAGAGCAUCUGUAAGAACACAGUCACCAAAGGUGGAGAUGAUUGAUGCUUUAUUCAAGCCUUCGGCUGACGGGGUUGAUGAUGGUAUCAUGCGAGAACUGCUCUUAGACUUCUACCAGUCAAGCAAUGGACGCAAGCCGACUCAGAUAAUUGUUUUCCGGGAUGGAGUGAGCGAGUCACAGUUCAAUCAAGUUUUAAACAUCGAACUGGAGCAAAUUGUCAAGGCCUAUCAGAAUUUGGGGGAGACCAAUAUUCCAAAAUUCACUGUUAUCGUGGCGCAGAAGAAUCACCACACAAAGCUUUUUCAAGCUAAUUCUCCAGAAAAUGUUCCACCUGGGACAGUGGUGGAUUCAAUGAUCGUCCAUCCAAGAAACUACGACUUCUACAUGUGUGCUCAAGCCGGGAUGAUUGGAACUUCUAGACCAGCACACUAUCACGUUCUGAUUGAUGAGAUUGGUUUCUCUGCUGAUGGAUUGCAAAAUCUUAUUCACUCGCUAUCUUAUGUGUAUCAGAGGAGCACCACUGCUAUCUCGAUUGUUGCUCCGAUAUAUUACGCACACCUUGCUGCAAAGCAGAUGUCCCAAUUUAUAAAGUUCGAGGAUUUAUCAGAAACCUCGUCUGGACAAGAAAGCAUCGCGUCUGCUCCUCCCGUGCCUGAGCUCCCCAGGUUGCACGAGAAUGUCUGCAGCUCUAUGUUCUUCUGUUAGUGUGCUGGCCACUGCUCUCUGUGAAUGCUCCACUAGUUCGAUUGAUGUUCAUGAUUCGUAGAGUUAGGUACCGAGUAGUUUAUAUGCAGGCAGACACCUCUAGUUUAGCCAUUUUAUAGUUUAAUCAUAUGGGAGAGCUAAGUAAAGGAAACACCUGAAGCAAUCAGUUUUGUGUAAUAGGAAAAUUUUUGAGUGCUUCAUGCCAAACGAAGUCGAUAUCUCUAAAUUGUAUAGCUCGAGCUUCUGAAGAUAUGACCGGUCUGGUCGUCUUACUACUUAAAUCACCAGUUUGGUGUAAUCUGCUCUUUGAUCUGUCAUUUAUCUGCUCUUUGAUCUGUCA
Syzygium oleosum is the source of this 3273-nucleotide messenger RNA. Its product is annotated as protein argonaute 16-like. NCBI's taxonomy places the organism in Eukaryota, Viridiplantae, Streptophyta, Magnoliopsida, Myrtales, Myrtaceae. The transcript is spliced from 23 exons. The record is from RefSeq and is a predicted model, not a curated record. The coding region runs from base 210 to 2933 and encodes 907 amino acids. Gene Ontology annotation, cellular component: cytoplasm. Gene Ontology annotation, biological process: regulatory ncRNA-mediated post-transcriptional gene silencing. Gene Ontology annotation, molecular function: RNA binding; protein binding.